AUGCUACCGCCCAGGAGAAGUCCCAAGCCCGUUGAAGAUUAUGUGAGAAUAUUCAAGCAAAUUCACGAACAGUGUACAGAACUUGUAACACUUAAAGUGGCAUUACAUGAAUUAAAUAUUAUGUUUGAUGCAUUCAGUUUUCACGAUCACCUUAAAAAUGACUUGAUUGCUACAGACUGGCUAUACAAGCAAUUGCAGGGCAUGCCGUUCUUGAAAGAUAUCGUCAUUCAUUUUCAAGUCAUUGACCUGAAGCGUAGAUAUCAUCAGGGCUGGAUAGACAAGUCGCGGGAGUAUGAAUGGAAUUUUAAGGUCACAGAGUAUGAAUACAAGGGAAAUAAGGAUGAGGCUCUGUAUGAUAUUACAGACGCUGUGACCGAUCUGGCUCGGAUGGAAGAUACCAGGCGCGAUAUGCAGCGAGGAUAUUAUAUUAAGAGACAGACCUCCGAUGGAGGGUUUGAGAUUGACUACGACUUGUCAUACCGUGCGGCUUGUCGCAAGAUUGAGGAGGGUCUUCUUCAAUUAGCAUAG
Molecule: messenger RNA, 528 nt
Organism: Botrytis fragariae
Lineage: Eukaryota; Fungi; Ascomycota; Leotiomycetes; Helotiales; Sclerotiniaceae
Exons: 1
Coding region: 1-528 (175 amino acids)
Source: RefSeq, a predicted model, not a curated record